GACAUAAUUUAUGAAAACUUACGAGCGUCGUAUAGCUUGUCUAGUUGACAGCGAAGAGGACGGACCAGCCAAACUUGGGGAGAAGCAUACCUAACCAAGGCGCAAAGAAACAAGAAACACUCUUCGAAUUGCAUAAAGAUCCAGACAAUUUAUUUGGUGACUGUCAAGAUGCCUGUUAUUAGAACUCUCAGCAAGGUGGCUAAGCAGGCCCUCCUGAACCCAGGAUGUGGCUGUCAGCCAAUCACAGUGGCCGUACGGACCAUCAGCUUCUCACCCCGCCAGGUCACCUCGGACGCCAGCUUCCACUCCGUGUCCUUCUCCGAGACGGACCACCCCAAGGUUCUCAUCACAGGCGGCCUUGGACAGUUGGGGGUAGGGCUGGCUAAAAGGUUGAGGAAGCGGUUUGGAAACAAGAAUGUAAUCCUGUCAGAUAUCAGGAAGCCUCCAAGCCACGUUUUCUACAGCGGCCCCUUCAUCUACUCUGACAUCCUGGACUAUAAGAACCUGCGUGAGAUUGUGGUGAACAACCGCAUCACGUGGUUGGUCCAUUACAGUGCCCUGCUCAGCGCCGUGGGAGAGGCCAACGUAUCUCUGGCUCGCGACGUCAACAUCACUGGUCUCCACAACAUCCUGGACAUUGCAGCGGAGCACGGCCUGCGUCUGUUCGUCCCAAGCACCAUCGGAGCCUUUGGGCCCACCUCACCCCGGAACCCGACCCCUGACCUCUGUGUCCAGAGACCCAGGACCAUCUAUGGAGUCUCCAAGGUUCACGCAGAGCUCAUGGGAGAGUACUACCACCACCGCUACGGCCUUGACUUCCGCUGUCUGCGCUACCCAGGAAUCAUAUCUGCUGACUCACAGCCUGGAGGAGGAACGACAGACUACGCGGUAGCCAUAUUCCAUGAUGCCGUCAAAACAGGGAAGUUUGAGUGCAACCUGAAGCCAGACACGCGGCUGCCCAUGAUGUACAUCGACGACUGUCUGCGUGCCACCGUGGAGAUGAUGGAAGCGCCCGCAGACACCCUCUCCAUGAGGACCUAUAACAUCAACGCCAUGAGCUUUUCCCCUGAAGAGCUGGCUCAGGAGGUCCAGAAACAGCUGCCGGACCUGGAGGUCACCUACGACAUCGAUCAAGUCAGACAGGCCAUCGCUGACAGCUGGCCAAUGAACUUUGACGACUCUAACGCGCGGAACGACUGGGGCUGGAAACACGACUACGACCUCCCGGAGCUCGUCCAGACCAUGCUCAACUACAUCGGCUCAGACUCGCGCAUCGCACAGACCAACUGAGGGGCCAGCGGUGACGUGCUUCUCGGUGGCGUGCUGGAUUAGUGUUGUUUCUUUGUACAUACUGUAAAAAAUAUUGUUAUAGAGGAGGGAGACACGUGGUCUAUGAAGACUUGUUAUAGAGGAGGGAGACACGUGGUCUAUGAAGACUUGUUAUAGAGGAGGGAGACACGUGGUCUAUGAAGACUUGUUAUAGAGGAGGGAGACACGUGGUCUAUGAAGACUUGUUAGAGAGGAGGGAGACACGUGGUCUAUGAAGACUUGUUAUAGAGGAGGGAGACACGUGGUCUAUGAAGACUUGUUAGAGAGGAGGGAGAAACGUGGUCGUAAAAAGACUGGUCUGGAAAUAGUCACUGUUUUCUCUCUCUCCUCUCUUUGUCUUUGUUUGUCUUUGUCUUUCUCUGUAUUUCUCUGUCUGUUUCCGUCUGUCUCAGUCUGUGUGGCAGAACAAGCUACUACAAUGUAAAGGUUGGUCGCGUGAGAAAUAGACGUUUGACUCUCCCCUUCUGGGAAAAGGGAUUAGAACACAGGGUCUGAGAGAACAUGUUUAGAUGAAACAUCUCAGAGAGGUUGACUUGCACGGCUCUGCAUUGUUCACUCUAUUGUACCAUUGUGACAUUUUCAAGGCAAACAAUCAAAGAAUGUAGCGUUGGUCAAUCUUAAGUGCUCGAACCCUUCUUCUCUCUGUGGUGAGCUAUGUAAAGGCUAUUGUAAAGGGGUUAACGAUUGUAUAAUUGUUUUUGAUAAGAGCUGAGAAUUCAGGUAUCAGAGGGCCUAAAUGUAUGGCCAUAAUCACAUUAAGUUUAAGUUUGACUAAUAUAUAAUAUGAUGCAGUUUGAAACCCUUUAAAAGGUUUUUUUAUCAUUGAACAGUUAUAAUUCUGCGUUUUAAUAUCGAUGUGUGGAAGCACACAUUGAGUACCAGCUCACAUUUUUCUAUUAUUUCAUGUUAUUUCAGCUGGGUUUUGUUUUUCCCACUGAUUUCAUUCUUCUAUGUAUUCUGUCUGCUGGUGAUAACUGACUGGGAAUGAUGUUGAAUCAAUGUGCUCCUUGCGCUGCUUGUAUGUAAAGUGUGAAUGUUCCACAAAUGACUCUCAAACGACUCCCUAGAUAGUGUCCACCAUAUUCCUUAAAUAUUCCCUAUACACUAUAAAAGGGAUUUGCCAUUUGGUAUGCGUCCUAUUUGACUGUUUCCGUUAGUUCGUAAGUGACCUGUCAGGGAUGUCCGUUUUCACUCCGUCUGUUCGCCAAAACGGGUCCAUGUGGAUGUUAUUAAAAAGGGAAAUGGUUUUGUGGUGGUUGUAUGUUUUUCUUUUCGGAUGCUAUCGUUGUAAAUGACUUCAAUGCUUUCUGUGUGUAAGUCUGGAAACAAAUGUGUGUUCUUUCAAUCACAAAUCUGCUUUGUCAUUACAGUAUCUCUUUUCUGUAUCCUCUUAAUAUGCCAUGUAUUUGUUAAGGACCGUGUACAACAUGCCAUUGCACCAUCUUUAUAUAGAUAGUUCAUUUUCAUCUGUAGUCCCUGGGCAGAAAACAGUCAACAUUAAAACAUCAAUACAAUCCUACAGUA
Messenger RNA from Oncorhynchus mykiss (rainbow trout), 2853 nucleotides. Its product is annotated as L-threonine 3-dehydrogenase, mitochondrial. Gene Ontology annotation, molecular function: L-threonine 3-dehydrogenase activity. The record is from RefSeq and is a predicted model, not a curated record. Gene Ontology annotation, biological process: L-threonine catabolic process. NCBI's taxonomy places the organism in Eukaryota, Metazoa, Chordata, Actinopteri, Salmoniformes, Salmonidae.